UCUUUGACUGCACACGCGUACGAACCCUUCUCAAACCUCGUUCGUCUUGUAAUACCCACUACGACUCUAGAGCCUUCUCCUGUGUUGCAGCUGUCUUGGACACAAUAUCACCCGCUUCAGAUUGAUGGGCGGACUCGGAGAUCAUUGCGACACAACCAUCAUAGCGUGGUUUCCCGCACUCGACGUCUAUAGUGCCAGAAGCAAUCCCAUGAUCUGGGCUAAUUAUGUUACGGUUGUGGUGCCAGUCUGUUGCGGCAUUAGUGGCCUGUUGAGGCUUGCUUUUGUGUGGGGACUGAUCGCAAAUACUGUCCGUCUCACUCGAGUCCUUGCGAAUGUGGCCUCUCCAAGUUAUCCUCUUAUUGGCUUUGACGAGAGACGUGGAUGUUUCCGGUUGGUGAUGUAUGUCUAUUGCCUCUCCGCUUACGCUGGUCUCUGGAAAUUUUUAUUACGCAAUAUCAUUAGCUCACUAUCGGUCGUUUUAUACUCUGGCUGGGUGUCAACCUGGCUUAUACACGCUCUUCUCGUCAACCUUUUCAUCUCCGUGGUCUAUCUUGGCAUUGCGAUGCGCCGGCUGGCGCGACAUCGUGUCAAAUGUCCCAUGCUGCUCACUGGUUCACCCUCUGUGUUCGCCACCUCCGACUCAUGCUCAUGGCUCUCAGAGGUCGCUAGUGGUCUCAGGAUCAGGGUGAAGUCAUGCGUCCUCUUCAGCUGUUUUAAGCUUCGCCCUAUAAAACCCUGGGUUGGCUGGUUUCACGAUCACUGCCGUUUCAGUGCGAUAUGGGAGCUCCCAAACGCGAUCGUGUCUCCGGAGUCAGGGAUGAUUUACACUAUAACAUUCACUAUUUCCAUUUCCCCAGCUUUCCGACCCCUCCCUGAGUUCGGUGAAGACUCUCUUGUCUAUCACAAAAAUUUUUGGGCCUGGAUCAAGACCCACUGUGUUCCCCAAAUGGACUCUUCCAUCACAGUCGUGAGACGUAGAAACAGGACUCCACCAAGCCCUGCCAGGCCCAUUGCUUUUCGAGAUGCGAAUGCUGAAGGCCUUGUAGCCGAGAUUGUAUAGGAGGUCGGGGACCUGUCAGUAUUCACGGGAUGCUUACUUUCAAACCGAACUCAACUGUCCGCAUCGCACUCGUAAUGAUUUUUUGCUU
Molecule: messenger RNA, 1148 nt
Organism: Cantharellus anzutake
Lineage: Eukaryota; Fungi; Basidiomycota; Agaricomycetes; Cantharellales; Hydnaceae
Exons: 5
Coding region: 125-1060 (311 amino acids)
Source: RefSeq, a predicted model, not a curated record